Messenger RNA from Astrephomene gubernaculifera, 1339 nucleotides. NCBI's taxonomy places the organism in Eukaryota, Viridiplantae, Chlorophyta, Chlorophyceae, Chlamydomonadales, Astrephomenaceae. The record is from the annotation of a GenBank genome assembly.
CGCGAUAGCGGCUCGCAGUCUUAGUAGCUUGUUGCUUAGUUACGGAAAGAAAUAUGCUGACGUUGUAAACAAGGUCACGGACGACGACAAUACCUGGCUUUUCCUUGGGCUAAAAAAUUCGUUUAAGUCCUGCUUCUUUAUUUGUUUCACAUGGUCUGUUACUAGUCGAAAUGCAAGAUAACAAUGCAGCCAGCAGUUAAGCAGUCAGCUUCCUCCCUCAGUAAUCGAGGUUUGGGAGUCCAAGAAAGUGAAAACAACAACAACAAUAGCUUACCACCGCAUCUCCGGCCUGCCCGAAGCGAACAUGGGGCGCUAAAACGUGAUGUGGAUGCGUGCAACGCCACACCUGAGGACGUUGGGAGGGGCAACGCCGUAGCAGCCGGAGCACCUAGCGGAAGCGUCAACAACUGCAAUGCUGCCCCAGCCCGUUAUAACGUGGUGUUGCGGAGUAGCCAACUGUCAUUGAGCGCGGCUCUCGUUCAACACGCGUUUCCAUCUUUGGGAAGCGCCACCCGUCAUGAUGUCCGUGUAUUCGGCAAGGACAGCGGCGGAGGUCUGCAUGCGUUUGGGGUCGUGUUGUCUCGCUACGAGGGUCCCCAGUAUCGCCUCAACCGCAUUGGCGAGCUAAGCAGAUGCCUGGGAGCGCGCACCGGCGACACCUUGUGGCUCUUUGUCCAUCCCAACGGCAAUGUCGUGCUGGAAAAGGCCAGCGGCAAUCGCAUCUCCGACCAACAGCAGCAGCACCAGCAUCCGCAACCCCAACAGCAGUUCUGUCAGGAUCAGGAAGAGGAGCAGCAGGAGGACAUCCACAGCGUCCAUGACAGCUCAGAGGAAUGGCCUUCAGACGAGCCCCUCAGCGACGACGGCUGCGCUAGCAGCCGCGACGGCAGCAGUGACUUUGAAUACCCCAGCACACAAGAUCCAAAGAAUGCAACCAGGCAGCAGCAGCAGCUGCAGCAGGAUGACGAACAAGGCUGCUCCGCUGACGUCACGGCCCCGACCGCAACCGCCGCAACCACCGCCGCUGCCGCCGGCCCUGCGUCAGACACUCGGUUCAAGCUCACGCUUCGGGCCUCCCAGAUCAAUCUGGGCAUGUCGGUUGUACGACAAGCCUUCGCAGCCCAGUACAAGGCCGCUCGGGAAGGCGGCAUCAAGCAGCAGCGGCUGCGUGUGCUGGUGAGGGCGGCGGUGGACGGGCGGCUGCAGCCGCAGGAAGUUGUGUUUGCGCAAUACAUCGGGAGGCGCAACCAGGCGAAGCUGCACCGCCUGAUCAGCAUCCGCGACGUGGUGCGGUGCCUGGGGUUGCGGCAGGACGGGGAGGUGGGGCUGACGCUGCGGG